AUGGGUGGGGGAAUCUUUUGCAUCCCAUGGUUGGGAGAGAAGUUGUCUGCUAGGCACAAGGCACGACACCAGAAACGCGACGAGUUGCUCAAAGAGAGGAUGGGUUCGACAAAGUUCUUGGGCUCCCAGGUCGGCGGGAGCUCCGUCAUCAACUACUCCUACACGGACUUUCCCUGGAAGCUGCUGGCCUACGACAUCUACUACUUCUUUCGAUACAUUUGGGCCCUUCCAUGGAUCGUCUGGCCAAUUACCCCAUCCGACUCUGGCGCCCUUGACGAGCUGGCCUUUACGAGGCAGAACCUCUUCUGCGUCGGCAUGCAUCUCCUGCUAUGUGUGCUACAGAUCGGCUUCAUUCUGGCACUCCCCAUGACCAUCUUUUUCCCCUUGUGGAUCGACAUCCUUGCGUUGGGUGUCUUCUUCACCGUCAACUAUCUCCUCUGUCUCUGCCUAAACGGCCCAACUCUCACAUACACGUCGGAUCCCAAGUACGCUCCAGAGCUGCCUGAGCAUGCUCACGAGCAAUGGAUCUUUUUGAACGGCGUCGCCGUUGGCGACCACUGGAUGAAGAACAACCUCAACCGUCUGGCCCUCACCUUUAAGCGCCCCAUUCUCGGCAUCCACAACCAAACCUCCGGCAUCCUGUUCGACGUCGUCGAGUGCCUGAUCCAGCGGAAUCUCGGCUACGCCACCUACGACGUACGGAUGUGCUAUCGUAUCGUCAAAGAGACGCUGUACAAUCCAAAGUACUCCAAGGUGGUUUUUAUUCUGCACUCCCAGGGCGGCAUCGAAGGCGGUCUCGUCCUCGACUGGCUUCUCCAGGAGCUGCCCCAGGAUCUUCUUGCCAAGCUUGAGGUCUACACCUUUGGUAACGCUGCGAACCACUUCAACAACCCCCAUCGCCACGUCGCGUCCCAGAACCUGGCGCAACGUAACCCGGCCGCCAUGACUUUGACCACGACCACGAUGGCUCAGAUCGAACCGAACGGAAGCCCCAUAUCUCCGGUGACGACUGGUCUUCGGCGACGAGCUUCGGGCACCCCCAACGGCACCGAAAACGGACACGCUCGUACACCGACCUUGUCCAAGGAAUCCUCGUCCCUGUCGUCUUCCCGAUCAUCCACCGCCGCCCUCGACCGUGCCAUCGGCCACGUCGAACACUACGCCCACUCGACCGACUUCGUAGCGAUCUGGGGCGUUUUGCACUUUUGCACCUCUCUGACCGCAGACCACAGCAUGCCGCGUUUCAUCGGGCGUUUGUUUGUGAGGGCUUCGGAGCGUGGAGGUCACCAGUUUUGCCAGCACUACCUGGACGGCAUGUUUCCUCUGGAGAAGGACGCAGAGACGGGGCAAUACAUUGGCGCCGCGGACACAAACGAGUUUAUGGAGAGUGAGAUCCAGGUCGGGAGGCAGGGAGAUGCGGGGCAGAACGCCCGUGAGGCCUUUGAGGUGUCUUACCUGGGCCGAGACUUUGCUAACGAGGUCGAGUUCCACGGAGAGCGCCUCAAAGGCCGCAACAGGAAGAGGACAGUCAGGGUCAAGGAUCUCUCGAGACUGUGGCUCUACCGUAACGGCGCCAGCCCCCCUGAGCUGCCGCCAUUCGUGACGUCGGAGAAUGGCAUCGUUAGAAACAGCACGCUGUAG
Messenger RNA from Colletotrichum chrysophilum, 1641 nucleotides. RefSeq lists its product as uncharacterized. Lineage: Eukaryota; Fungi; Ascomycota; Sordariomycetes; Glomerellales; Glomerellaceae. Bases 1 to 1641 code for a protein of 546 amino acids. The record is from RefSeq and is a predicted model, not a curated record. The transcript is spliced from 2 exons.